Messenger RNA from Trichoderma reesei QM6a, 2301 nucleotides. RefSeq lists its product as uncharacterized. Lineage: Eukaryota; Fungi; Ascomycota; Sordariomycetes; Hypocreales; Hypocreaceae. The transcript has 5 exons. The record is from RefSeq and is a predicted model, not a curated record. Bases 1 to 2301 code for a protein of 766 amino acids.
AUGGAGCCGAAUGAUCAAGACUACCCUACUCCCCUCACCCGAUAUGGAAUGAUUGAGUCCAGGGAGCGGCUGGAAAAGGCUGGACUUCACCCAGAAGUGACGGGAAGGACACUCAAGGCACUGGAAGAGGAGUUUACGAGUUACCAAAGGAAAAAGGUCAACCGUCCAAGUCGAAAAUUUUAUCUGAAGCGUCAGCGACACAGAAUGAUUGGAGCUGAUGCUUCGGGAACUGAACGAAGAGGUCGCUCUGGCAAGCCUCGCUCCCUUGCCGGGCAACGUGGCCAUGAGUCUGUUAGGUUCUUUGGCCCCCUGACUAGGGGGCCCUGGUAUCCCACAGAGUGGCUCGACAAGAUUGUCUCAGAGGCAGCGAUGAAGACUAUUUCUUCUGAAGCGGACACGAACGGCCAUAAAGAGCCACCCACGAUGGAAUCAAUCAUGAAUCACAGUCACUUGGGGGCCAAGAUUCUCAACGACGUCUUUGCCCAAGGCCACAGAACUGUCAUAAACUUGGCGCUGACCUCGACCAAGAUGUUGAAACUAGUCACCGAAAACAUAAAUCGAUGGGACUUUGAUUCUGGCUCGUACAGAGUCAAGAGUCCAUCUAACGUCUUUGUCGCCAUGGUUCCCACUCGAUAUACCGGUGAGAUCAAAGAAGCACUUUCCAAGUACAACUUCCCGGUCAGAUCUUCUGAGUGGAACGCAACGCUUCAAAGGCUAGAGUCCCAAGGACACCCAGACGGCCAAAAGCUGCGAGCGAUUGGAGCAGAAUAUGAGUUCUUCCAAAAGGCGAAGAGAUUUCGCCGGCAGUGUCUGCGCAAGAAGGGACCCUACUGGGCUAUGGAAGAUACGGAGAUUGAUCCUCGAACCGCACCGAGUGCCGUGAAAUGGUGGCGCGCCGACAAGGAGGCCAUCAACAUCAUGGGGUCCUUAAUGGCUCUCAAGACCAUGUGGUCGGCCAAUCAGUUCGAAGGGGACGGUAACAGAAAGUACCAGCUGCCACUCAGCAUGGCGAUGGAAGGCUUGCACAAGCUAAUGACGGAGAUGCACACUGUCAGCACCUACAUUGAAGUGGUGCACCUGCACGAUGUGCCGCUGCUUGACCGCCGCAUGCUUGCCGUGAUGUUGCGUGGCAUGCCUCAUGUCGUUCAGGUGGGCGUAUACAGAUGCCGCCUUGUCCACUUUGGCGACGUGAUUCCUGUUCUAGACCUCAUCUAUGAGAUCAACGCCGGUCGACGGGAGAAGAAGAUGCCGGCAAUCAAGGGGUUGGACUUCUACCCCAAUUUCGAGGACGGCAUGCCGUAUGAGCACCAACAUGCGGCGACCUACGGCCUCACCUGGGGCCCCCUGCCAAUGGACCUGGUGCAGCGAGGCUUCUACGGCAUUCUUCUCAAAGCCGUGAUGAAGGCAAAGGCGAUGAACCUUGGGCAGCUUUUCGAAAAGGAGGGCGCGUUGAUGGAUUGGCUGGCCAAGGUGCCGAACGUUCCCCUUGGCCCAUACUGCUUCUUGGAUGCCCUAUACCGGUAUCUAGAGGUAGACGACCAAGACCCCGAUCAGGACGACAAGAGGACGCAGGCCACGUAUGACCUGCUCAAGCCGAUUCGCAUUGCCACUGAAUCGUCUCUGAGUCUGGACUGGCCCAUGUACUACACAAAGCAUAUGGGGCGGAAGUACUUUUGCUCAUCCUGCGGAUAUGAGACUUUUCGGGAAUUUUUUCCCAACCGCGCCAGUUGCCUCCCCCGGUUCAGGCGAACUUGCUGCGCCUGCGAACUGCAGGCGGCUCUCGACGAGGAGAAAGACCAUGCCAAGGCCUGGAAGUUGGACAUGCUGGACGUCAUAUGCCCCCUGUGGCAGCGGCGAGAGUUCAACAUGGACGCACCUCUGUACGGCAACGGCGCGGGCCUGAUCUGUCUCAAAUCCACCGAGACGGAUCGCGAAAGGCAUCUUGCCCCUCAACUUCAAGAGCUGCCCCUGAUUCGAGACAAUAAGCGUCAUUUUGAUUCACUAGUUGGUCUCCCCAGCCUCGGAGAUGUCACAAAGGGCUUUAUAAUGGCUCCCCUGUGGCAGGAUGCCGUCGCCCUCGGAUUCCGCUACGACCUUCAACGCCGAGGCAUUUUGGAACUGCGGCAUCGCUAUUACCGCCAGUGGAAGGGGGUUCCAGCUUUCUCCUCUUCGCGAGAGGAUGGCGGAGCGCCAGAUCACGAGGACGAACUGCAGCCCGUAAACGUAAACCGGAAUUUGUCGUUUUUUGACCAUCAGAAGGCCCUGGAUGUGGCCAAUCGCAUGAGGCUGAGUGGUUGGUGA